AACAUAUCAUGUGUGCUGGUGGAAAGUUGCAAGGAAUGUCGAAACUACAGCCUGGCUCAACCUAUGGAGAUCAAAAGAGACAUGGCAGUCGUUCCCUGUGCUCAGCAGGCCCUGGGCAAGGCAGAAAUGUAGAUGACAGCUGCUGUCUUUGAAGGACUCGCACCCAUCUGACCCUGCGCAGCGCCUCUGGUUGCUACCAUGAUCUUCUGCAUGCUACUGUUGGCCUCACUGCCUGAGCCAUCUGGUGCCGAAGUCAACCCUGCUAUCUGCCGUUACCCUUUGGGAAUGCACGAGGGGACGAUCCGAGAUGAGGACAUCACAGCUUCCAGCCAGUGGUACGACUCCACAGGACCCCAGUAUGCACGGUUACAAAGGGAAGAGGGGGACGGAGCCUGGUGCCCAGCCGGCUUGUUGGAACCAAAAGAUGUACAGUUCCUUCAAAUUGACCUGCACAAGCUCUUUUUCAUCACCCUGAUUGGGACCCAGGGCCGACAUGCCCGUGCCACCGGCAAGGAAUACGCCCGUGCCUACCGGAUUGACUACAGCCGCAACGGGGAGCGCUGGAUCUCCUGGAAGGAUCGUCAGGGCAGGAAGGUGAUCCAAGGCAACAUCGACACAUACGACGUGGUCUUGAAGGAUCUUCGGCCUCCCAUCAUCGCGCGCUUCAUCCGGGUGAUCCCAGUGACCGAGAUGCCCAUGACUGUCUGCAUGAGGGUGGAGCUCUAUGGCUGUGUCUGGUAUGAUGGUUUGGCAUCCUAUAGCAUCCCUGAAGGAGGGACAAUAGCGGCUCCUGGCUUCCCCAUCGUUUAUCUGAAUGACUCGACCUAUGAUGGAUACCAGGAGCGCAGGCACUUGUACGGGGGGCUGGGCCAGCUGACAGAUGGUGUGCUGGGGCUGGAUGACUUCACACAGAGCCACCAGUACCGUGUGUGGCCAGGCUAUGACUACGUUGGCUGGAAGAACGAGAGCUUCAGCACAGGCUUUGUUGAAAUGGAGUUCCAGUUCGACCGGCCGCGGAACUUCACCUCCAUGAAGGUGCAUUGCAACAACAUGUUUUCUAAGGGGGUGAAGAUCUUCCAGAAGGUGGAGUGUCUGUUCAAACCACGCCUGAUUGCAGACUGGGAGCCUGAACCUGUUGGGGUGGCAACUGUCUUAGAUGACAAGAACCCCAGCGCUCGGUUUGUGACCGUCCCGCUGCAGCAGCGCGUGGGGAAAGCCAUCCUGUGCCGCUUCCACUUCGCUGACACCUGGAUGAUGAUGAGUGAGAUUUCCUUCCAGUCAGACAUGGAGAGUGUGAAUCCUAACGUGGUUACGGCAGCCACCAGCACGACAGAUGUCUUGGAAACAGAGAGCAAUGCUACUGAGGGGACCUGGGAAACCACAUCUUCUGUAACCAGCACCUGGAUAGGAGAGAAAGCAGAUGACUCCAACACCUCCAUCCUUGUGGGCUGCCUUGUGGCUAUAAUUCUUCUGCUCCUGAUGAUCAUCAUCAUUAUUCUUUGGAAGCAAUAUGUUCAGAAAAGGUUGGAAAAGGCCCCACGGCGGAUCCUGGAGGAGGAUGCCACAGUUCGCCUUUCUUUCUACAGCUACACCAUUGCCAACAACCAGACCCAGAUCCACCAGUCAAAUCCCACCUAUGAACGUGCUUUCCCACUGGAUUUGGAAUAUCACCAGCCAGCUACACUGCUCCAAAAGCUUCCAGAGCUCUCCCAAAGUGCAGAGGACUCAGUCUGCAGUGGGGACUAUGCUGAGCCAGACCUGACCAAGUCUACUCCUCACCAAGGCUUCCAGAACAACGUUCCUCACUAUGCUGAAACAGACAUUGUCCACCUGCAAGGUGUGACUGGCAACAACAUGUAUGCAGUGCCAGCCCUCACAGUGGAUUCCCUUACCAAGAAGGACAUCUCAGUGGGUGAAUUCCCACGGCAGCAGCUACGGCUCAAGGAGAAGCUGGGAGAAGGACAGUUUGGAGAGGUGCACCUCUGUGAAGCUGAUGGCCUCCUGGAAUUCCUGGGAGUCUCAUCUACAGAAUUCACUCACCAGCCUGUUCUUGUAGCAGUGAAAAUGCUGAGAUCAGAUGUCAACAAAACAGCCAGAAAUGAUUUUCUGAAGGAGAUCAAGAUCAUGUCACGGCUGAAGAACCCAAAUAUCAUCCGGCUUCUGGGGGUGUGUGUGCGAGACGACCCCCUCUGCAUGAUAACAGAGUACAUGGAAAAUGGGGACCUCAACCAGUUCCUGUCACAGAGAGAGAUCUACAGCAAAUUUGCCAUUUCAAACAAUAUUCCCUGUGUCAGCUACUCCAACCUGCUGUACAUGGCCACCCAAAUUGCCUCUGGAAUGAAGUAUUUGGCAUCUCUGAAUUUUGUGCACAGAGACCUGGCAACUCGGAACUGCCUGGUGGGCAACAACUACACCAUCAAGAUUGCAGACUUUGGCAUGAGCAGGAACCUUUACAGUGGGGAUUACUACAGGAUCCAGGGAAGAGCUGUGCUGCCCAUACGUUGGAUGGCCUGGGAGAGCAUCCUCCUGGGCAAGUUCACCACAGCCAGUGAUGUCUGGGCCUUUGGGGUCACCCUCUGGGAGAUGUUCAUCCUGUGCAAGGAGCAGCCCUACAGCCUCCUCUCGGAUGAGCAGGUCAUCGAGAACACGGGAGAGUUCUUCCGGAGCCAGGGCAGGCAGCUGUCACGAUGCUUAGAAAGCCUCAUGGGUUGUCUACGAUCUAUCUCUCCCAGACUCCUCUGUGUCCUAACCCUGUGUUUGACCUGAUGCUGAAAUGUUGGAGCAGGGAUAUAAAGGAUCGUCCCACUUUUGACAUGAUUCAUCACUUCCUGCUUGAACAAAUGGAAUCAAACAUUUGACUCCAGAAAAAGAGACAAACUGUUGAGAACAGAGUGACUUUGGUGUCUCUGCCUGUACCUCACGGGAAGAUGGUCAGGCCACCUUGCUCUCCUCCCUUGACUGUUCCAUAUUUAAGUUGAGAUGUCCAUGGCAGCUGCUCAUUCUAUUGGCCAUGGUCUGACACACAGGACCAGAGGAUCUCAUUUGGUUGAAAAAUCAUCUCCUCUUCUGCAUCACUUCCUGGGAAUACUGUGAGAGGGGGUUUUAACAGAUACCCACACAGCUUUGGGCAAAAUGAAUGAGUUAAACUUGGAGGGACUUGGAGCUCUCUCCUGGGUGGGACAGAAGGCUCCUGGCGGGUGAGCGCGUUACCACUCAAGAACACAUUUCUAGGAGUAAAGACUUCAGUCUUUUUUAACUAUUCCAUUAAAUCAAAUGGAAGUCUUGUGCACAUGAGCAGGUGUUUCUGUAUGUUCUUGCUACAGACAAUGUGGAUAGUGAGGACUAGAAGUGUCUGGAGCUAGGGAAUGGUGUCAUGGACUUGAGGACUGACGGAGCUGGAUUUAGCAACCCUUUGGAAGUCGUGCUGCCAGGGUCUACAGAGGACACUGAUUCAGGAGUCCAAGAUCAUGUUCUUUUUUCCUGUGGUUGUUAAGCACUGCUUUUGUUGUAUAUGUGCAUUUUCCCCACACUGGAUUUUUUUUUUUUCUAGAAAAAAGAUGAAAAUGAAUGUUCAAGGUCUUGGGAAGGUCACUAGAGUAGAUCUUCUUCUGACCAGCAAAUUAAGGCUAGGGUAGGGAGUUUGUAUUGAAAAGUAGCUGAUACUGUACUACUGUCACUAUGUAGAUUUAUUAGCCUAAUGAACUUGUAGCCACAAUGGACUGAUGUGCAAUUAAUCCUGUAUAAUUACCCAUUAAUAUGAGGUCUCUAAGUCAAUGCUGUUACAUGUGCAGAGGGAACUUAGAGCAGAACCCACCGUGUCACUUGUCACAGCUCGUGUGAGAGGAGAAGGAGCAGAGUACGGGUCAUCCCUGGCACACACGUGCACCCUGAUACAUUUUUCUAGCCUCAGUGGUUCUUCUCUGGGUCUGCAGUGAUGGCAUCUGGCUCUGGGAGAUGUGACACACACAUAGUUUGGGAUUGUGCUUUAUUUCAGAUGCUCCCUGCACAGUGUAAGACAAUUUACUCAUUGAACUUGGGGUUGUUUUUUGUUUGUCGUGUCACAAACAGCUCAUUCUCUGGAGGGUUUUUAGAGGGCUCUGAAAUCCACUUGGAGUGAGUUAGAGAAUUCAGCUCAUUUCUACAAUAAAUCCCUUGUGGAUUUUCCAGGUGCCUAGGGAAUACACUGCUAUUCCCUCUCUAAUCAUUUAGCAAGACAGUUAGGACCAAACCAGGUAUUUCAUAAGCUGGGAGAAGAUGAAAGCUCAGCACUUGGCUUUAUUUAAGGAGCAUCCAUAGCACAUAUUGCCAGUAAAGAUUAUAAAGAUAAUUUUUAUCUUAGCCACAAGCAUAGUAUGAAUGGCUGGCUGUGCUUUGAGCUUGGUGAGAGGGCACUGCUGGGAGAGGGAAAGGGUUUUAAUAUGAGAAUAAUGGUUACACUGAGAGAAAAAAACCUGCUUUUGAAUUGACAGAUGCUAGGACGGAGUGUGGUGUGGCUGAGUCUGCUCCUCAGGCAGAACACACCCUGUUGAGAUGUUUCCCAGCUGCAGCUCACUUGAUAGAACUGUGCCCAGGUUGUCCUGCAGACUUGGUGUGGUGUUCUCCUGGUUGCACGAAGGCAUCUCCAGCUGAGCUGCUCCUCACAGGAUCACAGAAUGGUUGGGGCUGGAAGGGACCCCUGGAGAUCAUCUGGUCCAACCCCCCUGCUAGAGCAGGAUCCCCUAGAGCAGAUCCCACAGGAACACAUCCAGGUGGGUUUGGAAUGUCUCCAGGGGUGGAGACUCCUCUGAGCCCCCUUGACAAGUCAUCCCAUCUCCCUGUGAGGGCCACAUGAGCUCGGGUGCCUCACCCCCAGAUAGGUCCAUUUUUUGUCUCCUUUGAUGACCGUGGCACAGGCUGAGCUCUGCAGCUGGGCGGUGGGAGGCAAGGCCAGCCUGGGCCCUGCUGGAGCCUGGGGUCACUGGGCUGGCAGACCACACAUGGAUUCUUUUAUCCUGGAGUAUUCCUGUCCUGUCCCAGAACAUGUACCCAAGCACACCCAUCUGUGUGUGUCCUCUCCUGGAGCUCAGAGACCCCAGAGCGCUGUAAUGUCACCGGGACGGGCUCGGCCCUUCUGUUGGCUCAGGACGUGCUGUUCCUCCCUUGACAUGUUGACAUACAAAGUUUCUCUUGUAUCAAUAAAUUCUAAUGAUAACCUUGACAAAA
Molecule: messenger RNA, 5202 nt
Organism: Apus apus (common swift)
Lineage: Eukaryota; Metazoa; Chordata; Aves; Apodiformes; Apodidae
Product: discoidin domain-containing receptor 2-like
Exons: 18
Coding region: 199-2766 (855 amino acids)
Biological process (GO): protein phosphorylation; cell surface receptor protein tyrosine kinase signaling pathway; positive regulation of kinase activity
Cellular component (GO): membrane; signaling receptor complex
Molecular function (GO): ATP binding; protein tyrosine kinase collagen receptor activity; collagen binding
Source: RefSeq, a predicted model, not a curated record